Musa acuminata subsp. malaccensis (wild Malaysian banana) is the source of this 2233-nucleotide messenger RNA. RefSeq names its product protein ACCELERATED CELL DEATH 6. Gene Ontology annotation, cellular component: plasma membrane. Gene Ontology annotation, molecular function: protein binding. NCBI's taxonomy places the organism in Eukaryota, Viridiplantae, Streptophyta, Magnoliopsida, Zingiberales, Musaceae. The record is from RefSeq and is a predicted model, not a curated record.
UUAAUCCACAAACAUCUUUUCCCAACUCAAAUUCAUGCGCAAUCAACAAAGGAAAUUGCGAAGAAGGUUCUUCCACAGACUGAUACAAAAAUACGUUUUUAAGGACAAUCUCUCAACCUACACGGUUGUCUUACUUACCGUCAGAUGAAUGCAUUUCCAGUUGUUUCGCAGUAGGCUUUUUUGGACGGUAGAGAGGAGGGAUAUAUGAAAAAUGGACCGCAAAUUGUUCGAGGCAGCAACAUCAGGAGAUGUAAGGUUUGUACAAGAGGCAAGCGAAGCUCUUCACCGGGAGGUGACCGCCGACGGGAAUUCAGUGCUCCACAUCGCAGCAAAGCUCGGGCACAUGGAGCUUGCCGAAGCUCUAUGCCUCAAGCAGCCCUCCCUCAUGAAGUCGUCCAACUCGAAAGGAGACACCCCGCUGCACUGUGCGGCAGCAGCUGGCCAUGUAGCGAUUGUGGACCUCUUCGUCGUCCACAGGGCUUUUUUGUUUGAUGAUCCCGUAUUUUCUGAAGUGUAUGGAGUACCGUGGAUGACGAAUAAUGCCGGAAACACUGCCCUCCAUGAGGCAACAUGGAAUGGGCAUCGGGCGGUCGUUGAGCUACUGAUGUCGGCCGCUCCGGAUUUGGCAGACGUGGAGAACGCCACCGGGGUGUCCGCGCUCUACAUGGCAGCCGAGAGGGGAUCGGUGGAGAUUGCGAAGGAAUUGCUCAAGUCUCCGACUGCCUCGGACGAAGGACCUCGCGGCCAGACAGCACUGCAUGCAGCCGUACUCAGGAGCUACGAUAUAACAGAAAUGAUACUAGACAAAAAGCCAAACUCCGUGAGACCUCAAGAUGCCACCAAGAGCACACCUCUCCAUUUUGCAGCAGCCAAUGGUGAUAUUACGAUGGUACAGCUGCUACUUCAAUCUGACUCCAAAGCUGCUUAUAUCCGGGAUGAAGAUGGGUAUUCGACCAUACAUGUUGCGGCAAAUGCAGGACACUUGAAAAUAAUUGAGCAAGUACUGGAGUACUGUCCUGACUCAAUGGGACUGACGAACAACACCGGCAGGAACUUCUUUCAUGUGGCAGUGGAGAAAAAGAAUUUAGAGGUGGUGAAGUAUGUGCUGAGAUCCCCAUGGCUCACGGAACUUGUGAACGCACAAGACGAUGAAGGAAACACGCCCUUGCACUUAGCGGUCAUCUCCCGGAACGAAAAGAUGGUCCAAGUCUUGUUGUCCUGCGCUAGUGUAAACGCUAGUGUCAUGAACAACUCGGGACGUACUCCCGUCGACCUCGCCUCCUCAAAAGUUAGAAUUGAAAUCGGCCUUCGAAUGUACAAUAUCAUGAUGGAUUUGAUGUCACAUGGAUCUCGGUUCAGCCCACAACGUAUCGAUCACAUAAGAAGUAAUUUAGAGAGGAAACAAGAUGAAGAAAUCAAUCGGUACAGGGCGUUGGCCAACAACCUUGCCAUUAUCGCGGUGCUCAUCGCCACAGUUACCUUUGCAGCCGCCUUUACCUUGCCGGGAGGAUACAAGAACAAUCCUGGACCCGAUGCGGGAACGGCCAUCCUAUCUGGCACAGCUGCUUUCAAGGCAUUUUUGAUCUCGGAUACCUUAGCGAUGGCCAGCUCUAUCAGCGUUGCGAUCAUACUCAUUCACUCUGGUUCUUUGGAUCAUGAUGUCCGCUUACGCUCUCUUAUGACUGCCAUGAAGCUGUUGUGGGUUGCAGCUGGUGGCAUGAGUGUAGCAUUUGCCACCGGUUUAUAUGUUGCGGUUGCUCCUGCCUGCGAGUGGCUUGCGGUUCUUGUAAGCGCCGUAGCCUGCAGUCUCCCCUUUGUUGCCUUUGCUGUCACUUACUGGCCUUCUGCCGACUACUUAAGCAGGGUAAAGGUUGGAAUGAUUCCCUUGUUAGAUCAAAUGGGGGACAGCCGUACUCGUUCGAAAAUUCUCGGUCAACUUGGACGUCGUCAGAUGAGCAGUGGAAAGCGUUGCAACGACAGUUUUGUGCGCUUACAGAUAUAUCAUAUGAAAGCCGCCAGAGACAGGAGACCCGAUAAUAUGAGCUUUGUAACACCUGCUUCUUCGAAGGAAAGUUUAUGUUGUUAGUCGACUGUCGGAAGAAGAAGUAAGUUCACUUUGGUAUUUAAUUAUUUAUCGCGCUGUCCGUUGUGCGUAUCAUCAACUGUCGUAUCCAUUCGGAGUUGUCUGCUCUAUUUAUAUUUGGUACAAUAAAACUUGCAAGUUUCUAUUUAU